ACCAUGGCCAAUCGAUUGGGCACCUGCUGCACGCGCAGCUUUUUCACCGAAAAGGUUGACGCCCCAAGUUACAGGUGAGUCGUGGAGCAGCGGGUGGUGGUGGUGGUCCGGCGCGUAAACCACUGCACAGCAUUGUGCUGCCUGCACUGCACUGCACUGCACUGCAAUCAGCACACACUAUACAACGUGCAGCCUGUCCGUUCUCUCCACACAUAAGUCGUCAGCAAAGACGCAGGACAAAUGUAAUGCAUCUGUGCUUAUUGGAUAGUAGCAGCAGAACCCCAGAUCCUUCCGGUUCACUUGUCACUUUACUAGGCCUGCCAAGCGUCGAUAGUUUGUCCUACACUGCGGUUACCCUUGCAGCCAACUCCCCUAUACCCGCAUCGACGGACUCACAAAGCAGACGAUACCAAUUACUAAAACGAAAAUAUUGCUUCACAAAAAGACAAACAAAAAGGCAUUAAUACAACUCGUCCACUGAACUACCCAUAGGCAGAAAGAAUCGCACGGUCCCGGAAACUAUCGAAACUAUCGAAAAUAGGAUCGGGCAUAGGAGUCUCCGCCCAACCGCCCGGAAACCACCACCCACGCCAAAUAGCGCCAAUGUAACGCUGCUGGUGAGAUGCAAUGCACAAGCCCAGAACUGGCCGCAAAAGGCUUCGACGGCCAAUUUUCCAUUACCAAAGAGAGCUGUGCGUUUGCUGAAUCCAGAACUCUUCAUCAAGCCACCCGCUGUUGCUGCUGAUUGCAGAACUUCUACGCUACGCACGAGGUGUGGUAACAUUUUUGCUUGCGCCCUCCCUCCCUGGCGAUCUGCAGUCGGCCGUUCUACCCGGGUUUUCGGGCCAUUAGCCUUGUUUCGGUUUAGCGAAGUAAAUCAUUGGCCACAUAGAAAACCGUUGCGGAAACUAUACUAUCUUCUUGCUACGCCGAGUCUCUCUCGGAAGCAUUGAGCCGGUGGCCUCUUUUUGAUCGGCAAGAGAGCCAAGCUUCAGCUGUCAACAGAAAAAAAACCAUGCCGAGAGAUAGGGAAAAUUAUGGUAGACCUGAACAAAUCGCUCGCCCAAUAGCACAAGGCCCAUUACGGCAGUAGGUCCUGCACCUGCGCUCCGAUACGAACGCCACCUCAGCCCGCCACGCCACAUGCUAUGCAGGCCGCGUUGGCGCCGCAUCCAGGUGCAUGCUUCCGUUGUUGUUGUUGAGGGAAAUGUGUGUGUAUGUUCUGGGUAUGUAUGUUUCCGGAGCCGGUCUCGGUUUUUUGGUGCUGGCUGCAUGCAAGUGAUACACUACAGAAGGAUGGUGGUGGAACCGGCUGUAGGCGAACUGCGCCGCGGUUCUGCAGGCCAAGAGGGUCAAACACGCUAUUGAUGCGGCAUACAGAGUACUAAGUUAUUAGUUACGUUGCACGAACAGGAAAUUACUCAGGCCGUUUGUUGUUUUUGCUUCCGCGUUGCCGGUGGGAAGUCCUGGUGGCGAGCCAUUGGGGGUUUUGACGUGUUGGGGGCCGAUGGCCCGGGCCUUGGACCAUGGCCAAUAUCGAAUUGGGGAAAUCUGAGCCAGCACAUGGUCUGAGCUAUGCGAUGAUAGGCUACCCGUAUAUCUAGUUUACUGAUAUAUGUGCGCGAACGUAGUAUAGGCAGAUGUAUCACUGACAUCCCACAGAUUGUGCACCUGUUUGGCAUGCCAUACUGUAGGACUCUAGUCAACCACCCAUCACUGCGCCCUGAUUUUUGUACGGUUUGUAAAUAUACAGGUUGACAACAGCGCUUUGUAUUGACUUUUGCACAUUUUUUCUAGAUCGCUCAGAAUUUUCUUGGAUGCUCUGGACCGUCUGUCUCGUGGCCACCGAAGACUCCCAGUCCAUUGCGACGUCUUGGCUUUUGCUGUCUACCCACGCAGCGAUGCGCUGUAGCCCGCUGUAGUGAGUGCAUUGUAGUGGCAAAAGCAAUGUGCUGGCGGUCUCUUCUGACUCGACGGGCUCCUCAACUUCUCCGUCUUUCAACAGGAAGCAGAAAAUGGAAAGCUCAUCCUCACUUCUUCUAUAUUUGGCACCAUUCACGCGAUAAGUAUAACGAAACUCGCCACACCGUGGCGGUGCUGUCACUCCCGUCCCGUCUCCGCCAAUCACUUCCCGCGCGCCAGCCCAGGUAACUGUCCGUACCAACCACUCGCACCGCCCCCUGUCAGCCAGCGCCGAGCCCAGCCACACCCUAGACGUCAUCUCGCUCCAUUGUUUCCUUGUUUCACCGUAGUAGCGCUGACGACUUGGGCCAGCAAAAAAAACAGAGAAAAAAGAGGACAAGCAAGGUGAAACAUUGCCAACACAGCCUCCGAGACAAUGAGAAAAAAAAAGAGAGCGCUUGGUACCGCAGUGAUCCUUCUUACUCGUUCGUAUAGAAAAGAAUCCGCAUAUAAAAAUACAAUCGUUGGAUGUGCAGCAAGCCAAGCCUGGCAAUUAGUGGGGCGCCACCAGCCCCUCUGGCCACUCACAGUGCCGCUACAAGACUCCCAAUUCGGAAAUCGUUCAGGCGCUACGCUUUUUUGCACUGCCGCACCUCGCAGUGCGGCCCACCAGCUGGCGGAUGUGAUGACGACUCGUCCUGACUUUGCCGGGUUGCGUUGCUUCUGCAUCUUGCAUCCUCUCUUCUUUUCCUUCUGUUCUUGUUUCGAUCAUCUGUGUUUCUCUCUUCUCCAAGACACACACAUACACGCACGCACACCCGUCUAGUCAUGUGCUGCUACUUCUUCGCCAAACUCUAAUCGCCAAUAUAAAUAUACUCCAGUACCAUUUUACCGCCCCCAAAACUUUCGACCAAUAUCCCAGACUUUCUCGAAACUUUGCCGCCAUGUCUGCCGGGCUCAAAACGCUAUUAUGGCUCAUCCGCGGGCUCCAGCUCUGCUGUGCCGUCAUCGUCCUCUCUCUAUACUCGUACUUCCUCGUCACUCUGGCUGACCACAAGAUGGACAUUUCACAAAACAUGCGAGCAGUCGAAGGUAUCGCUGGUGCCGCAGUCUUAUACACCAUCAUUGGGCUGCUCGUGACGUGCUGUGUUGCCGGCCUACCAUUGAUGUCCUUCUUCGCCAUGCUCUUCGAUCUUGCGUUUGCAUGCGCCUUCAUCUUUGUCGCCGUCGCCAACAAGAACGGCUCCGGCUCUUGCACUGGCGAUGUCACUACACCAUACACCACGCCUAACAAAACCACCCGCACCAUUAGCAGUCUGCCAAGCGACCACAAUGCGUGCAAGAUGGAAACCGCCUGUCUUGCCGUGUCCAUCCUCUCCAUCUUCUUCUUCAUCUUCUCCAUUGCCGCCGAGCUCGCCCUAGCCCGUGGCCGCUACCGCAGCCGCCGCUUCCCCCGUGGCGAUCCCGACCAGUACUACGGCCCGGACGAGUCUGGCCGCAAGCCGGGCUUCUUUGCUCGCCUCUUUGGCGCCCGUCAUAGCCCCAUGGCAGUCAACCCGGCCAACAUGCUCCCCGAGCACACGCACCCGGACCAGCUGCAAGUCAAUGAGCCCAACAACCGUGCAAGCCACAACACAGAUACAACGGCUGUGGGCAUGGAGUCGCCGUACAACAAGAUUGAGACGGGCUACGGCAGCGCUUACCACAGCCCCGACGCCCUCAACAUGAACACUUCGAGCCCUAUAGCGUCGAGCCCGUACCACGGCGACGUUGUCAUGGCUUCCUCGCCGUAUCAUAGCAGUUCUCCCGUCAGAGCAUAUGACAACAACUCCCCAAUCAGACCCUCUGACAGCGACUUGGGCACCACUACAAGCCCGUACCAUGGCACCUCGCCAGUCCGGCCGUAUGAUAGUGACCUGGGCACCUCUCAACGACCAUACAACAACGCCGAAGAUGCACACAUGAGACCGUAUCACAGCGAUCUAGGCGUCUCGACGUCCAGCCCUACCUACCACAUCAACCGCCCACCUUCGCCGGUCAUCUCACCGCUCUCCCAGAUACGCCACUCUCCCGUUGGCGAGACUUACCCCCAAAAUACACCUACUCCUCUGCCCUACCCACGUUCACCGACAUCCGCCUACCAGCAACCCUAUAUGCCCAUAGCACACACACCAGUGCCUAACACAUCGGCUACGCCGCCUCGAAACUACCACUACACAGACGGCAUCUACGACCGCCAGUAAAUGUCCAUCAUGUUGGAUAAUCUCUCUUGAUUUUGAUUGUUUUUUUGGUUGCGCAUUUAGAUUGGAGUUGAAUAUUUUGCCACAUAAACGAUAGAUACCCCGCGGUGAAGCCAGACAUCGCUUUGGGACCAAACCUGCACAUAGUACAUAAUGAACGCAUAAUGAUGAAAAUAAAACACGUCUUUUCUGUCUGUGAUAAUAAAAAAAAAAAGAAACAUACUCCUUCCAUGCCUAUAUGUACUCUCUCUCUACCACCCAUCCAUACCAUCUGCCUCACUCAUCUCAUCGCCCGCAAGAUCUGCCCAGUCCAUAUCCAUCUUCUCCAGCUCCCUCGUGAAGAAAUCAUGCUCGACCUUGAGCGCAGCACGCACCUCCUCGCCAGCAACCUUAUCCGGGUACCGUCUCGCAUUGAGCCAGUGCGUCAGUCCACGCAGCGCCUGCUCAAGCGGCAGCGCCGAGUCCACCUCGGCAUCAAUGUCACUACCCGCGAGCCACUCGUCGCGAAGUUCUGGGCGGCAGUGCAGGUACACGGCGGUGAUGACGCGCAUGUUGGACUGGCGCCACUUGCGGCCGCAGUAUGGUACCUGGUUCUUGAACAGCUUCAGGGUGUAGAGACGCAGUUCGGGCUGUGGAACACGUAGGGAUUUGCGCAGAAUCGUGGACGACUUGUACUGCACUAGAAGCAGGUUGCGGUGCGCCUUGUUUUUGCACACUUUUUGCAUUACGCGCAGGUAGUUGAUCAGGGAGAAAAAGUUGCGCCAUGAAAAGUCGGUGAUGGGGUCAAUGGGCUGCGAUGUCAGCGGGUAGCCUAGCUCGUCAACCUCAGGUCGCGCUGGUGCUUCGCUGGCUGUGUCUGUGUCGGCCUCAGCAUCGGUAUCAGGCAUGUCCUCAUCGGCUGGUGGCGGAGAGCGGCGGCGCUUGAUGGGAGGAGGGGCGGCAUCAUCCUCGCUCUCUUCAGCAGCCUCUGCAUCAGCUGCCGAAUUAUCCUCGUUUUGCUGCUUCUCCAAGUCUUCAUCCGCAUCGUCGUCAUCGUCUUCAUUCUCGUUGUCACUGUCGGUCCGAUCCUUAAACUUGGACCGCAGAUUGCAAAACUGAAAGAAGCUGUUUUCGACGCGAUCCAUCUUGCUGUCCACAACCUGCUGGAUAUCCUGGUGGGCAAACAGUUUCAGCACGAGCGGGAUGUAAUUAGAAUCCAGCAGGAGCUGAGUCAUGUACUCAAACUUCA
[Torrubiella] hemipterigena is the source of this 5370-nucleotide messenger RNA. The record is from the annotation of a GenBank genome assembly. Lineage: Eukaryota; Fungi; Ascomycota; Sordariomycetes; Hypocreales; Clavicipitaceae.